AACACAGACUCUCUCCCUCUCUCUCUCCUUCCGUGAUUCCGGCCGCCGCCAGUCUGCAAACGCCCGCCGGACAAUGACGAGGGUCUACCCGAACACCGCUGCUUCGUGCGUCGAUCUCCCGAGUCUUCCAGCCUGCUGUGGCGCCACCCGGGAGGAUGGCGCUGUGGUGUUGACGGUGUGGCGGAAGUCUCUUCUGUUCAGCUGCAACGGGUUCACGGUGUUCGAUGCCGAGGGAAACCUAGUCUUCCGAGUCGAUAUCUACGGCUCGGGGAGCGCCGGGGAACUCGUGCUCAUGGAUUCCGCCGGGAAGCCAUUGGUCACCGCCCGCCGAAAGAAGCUGAGUCUGGGGGAGACCUGGCUGGUCUACAACGGGGAGGACGCCGACAACCCUCUCUACUCCGUCAAGAGGCAGGUGAGCCUGCUCCAUUGCAAGGGCCUCGCGCACGUGACCCCGCUCCGCGGCGGCAGCGGCAGCGCCGGAUACGGGGUGGAGGGGUCGUACUCGCGGCGGAGCUGCACGGUGUACGACGAGCGGCGGCGGGCGGUGGCGGAGAUCCAGCGGAAGCAGGCCGUCAGGGGCGUCGCCUUCGGCGACGACGUCUUCCGCCUCGUCGUCCAAUCGGAUCUUAACACGUCUCUCGCCAUGGCCAUUGUGAUCGUCCUAGAUCAGAUGUUUCGAUAAGCGUGCUUCCUGAUCAACGGUUGCGAUUGAAGUUUGGAUCAAAGGCCUCUCUUGAAGAGCCUCUUGUCGAGCCAUGGUUUUCUUUUUUUAUUAAACCAUGGAUUAAUGAGAGGCACUCAAUAUAUGAGUGUAGAUAACUGCGUUUGCAAUAAAAAAAAUAUAUAUAUUUGGAAUAGGCAG
Messenger RNA from Musa acuminata subsp. malaccensis (wild Malaysian banana), 862 nucleotides. RefSeq names its product protein LURP-one-related 8-like. NCBI's taxonomy places the organism in Eukaryota, Viridiplantae, Streptophyta, Magnoliopsida, Zingiberales, Musaceae. The record is from RefSeq and is a predicted model, not a curated record.